Xiphophorus maculatus (southern platyfish) is the source of this 3490-nucleotide messenger RNA. Its product is annotated as amino-terminal enhancer of split-like. Gene Ontology annotation, molecular function: protein binding; transcription corepressor activity. NCBI's taxonomy places the organism in Eukaryota, Metazoa, Chordata, Actinopteri, Cyprinodontiformes, Poeciliidae. The coding region runs from base 324 to 935 and encodes 203 amino acids. The record is from RefSeq and is a predicted model, not a curated record. Gene Ontology annotation, cellular component: transcription regulator complex; nucleus. The transcript is spliced from 7 exons. Gene Ontology annotation, biological process: negative regulation of canonical Wnt signaling pathway; regulation of DNA-templated transcription.
CUGCCUUCAAAGCGGUUCGGGGGGGGGGGUUCGUGUGUCAACAUCCAGGGUUUUCCCCGGGGAGGCGUAGCAUUAAUACCUGAUGUUGCCUUGAAACAGCCUUUUCUUUCCCUCAGACCGCGUUAGCAACCUGCUAAAGCGCAGAAGACGCUCCUUUUCUCCCGCCGCUUUGACGCUAGCUGUUGUUGUUUUAAAGGAUGACAGAGUACGACGUGCCAACAGCCUCUCCGCUAAUUUAAUCAUAUCUGGAGACGAGCUAGCUUAGCCAGCUGGCCUUGUAGUUUCGGUGAGACCAGGGAAACGCUGCGAAACGCAUCGCUGACAUGAUGUUUCCUCAAUCCAGGCACUCGGCGUCAUCCCAGUCCGGCCAAGCUCUGAAGUUCACCACCUCCGACUCCUGUGACCGAAUCAAGGAUGAGUUCCAGUUCCUCCAAGCACAGUAUCACAGUUUGAAGUUGGAGUGUGAUAAGCUGGCCUCUGAGAAGUCGGAGAUGCAGCGCCACUACAUCAUGUAUUAUGAAAUGUCCUAUGGGCUCAACAUUGAAAUGCACAAACAGGCUGAAAUAGUGAAAAGACUGAACGGGAUCUGCGCUCAGGUGCUGCCUUACCUGUCCCAGGAGCACCAACAGCAAGUCAUGGGUGCGAUAGAGAGGGCCAAGCAGGUCACGCCUCCUGAGAUGAACUCCAUCAUACGGCAACAGCUGCAGGUGCAGCACCUGUCCCAGCUGCAGGGCCUGACCCUGCCUGUGGCCCCGCUGCCCCUGGGCCUCACCCCGCCCUCCCUGCCUGCCGUCUCCUCCAGCUCAGGCCUGCUCUCCCUCUCCUCCAUCCUGGCCAACUACUCCCACAGCCAGCCGCAGGCGGCCAAGGAGGACAAGGCCAGGGACGCCGCGGAGAGGGCGCCCAGAGGAGAGGACGGAGACAAGUCUGAUUAGUGAAGGCACGCCGAGGUCACCGGGCCGAGGGGAGGUGGUGCGUGGGUGGUGGGGAAGGGGUGUAAGUGUUCAAAAAGAAAUGGAAAAACAGACUGUAAACGGGGGUUGAUGCAGGUCUGGUUGCUGCGUGUUGUAGAGGAGAAACCACAGAGAGGACGGCGCUGAACCGUUUGGAUCCUGAAACGCUUAAAACCCGAGAGGUAACGUCUGUUUCAUUUAGUGGUAAUAGACUCAGUUCAGACCUCAGACUUUCAAUAGUUUCUUUGUGUGUAAUCAGUUGUUAUUAGGCCUAACAAAUAUAAAUGUUUGUUCCUUUUUGGAGAGAGGGCUGAGUGAGAAACGAUAACGGCAGACUUUCUUCAUUUCCUUCCUGCCAGUCUGGCAGCGACAGAAAGCAGAUUUAAAAUCCUCCAAGUUCAUUUGGAUCUUUUGUUCUCCUCCAUGUUGGUGAAACUGAAGCUCCUGUCAGUUUAUUCUAAAUAAAACUCCAGGCUGUUUGAUACGACUCUGAAAGACAAACGUCUGACUCUGGAGUUGAUUGCUUAUCCCAGAUGAGCAAAAUCUGAUCCUAACUUUGAUCACAUUAGACGGAAGGCUUUUAUUUUACUGAGCUGCUCCUCUGGAGAGAAAAGGUUAACAUCGUAUUUUUAGGACCAGACUGAAGAGUGUGUUGUGUGUGUUGUUUUUUCUUCUUUUCUUUCAUCGUCAGGUUUCUAGUUUAUUCCUCUAAAAUCAGUUUUUUUGGUUUGUUUGCUCCCGAUAAAUCCAUCGUGAGACGAAGCUUCCAGUAAAUCACGACCCAUUAGGUGAAUUUCAGCUUUCUAUCAAAAACAUAAUCUUCCUCCAGUGCACAGCAGGAAUGGCUCCGUAUCCAACUAAAUCUUAACUUACAUGAAAUUCACUGACUGCAAUGUUGUAGGUAAAGAAAAGGUGAUAAAUUCGUUUCUGUUCUCUCUCUCUCGCCGUCGAACGCAGACGUGAAGCUCAGACAACAGAAUACUCUCAUUUUUUUUACUCUCUUUGGACUCAGAAUCCUUCCUUACUAGACUUUGAGUGAGUUGUAUGCAUGUCGCAUCGAUUCUGUGUUGAGUGUCUGUGCACAGAGAGCCGCGCUGCCUGCUGGCAUGUUGGAUCGGAUUUCAUUCGCUGGUGUAAAACAGUGUUUUUGCUUCUUUCUUUGUUUUUUCUCCGUCUCAUUUAAAUGCUUCAAGUUAUCAAAGCAGGUUUAAUAUCGGAGAAAGACAAGCUGAGUAAAUGUUUGUUUUGUACUAAUUAAACCAACCUGUUCAUAUGAAAGCACGUUAUUAUUUUCUUUUUUUUUUUCUAUCAAGUGUUGUGAUACCCGAGUCUUUAACGUCGCUCUAAAAUCUUAGAAAUUAUUUUGUAGCCCUUUCCUGACUGGAUGUCAAUGACUUCUCAUUUCUUCUUGAGUUUUCUUUAGUUUGGGCAUAAAGUGUUGCUGUUUGAGAUCUUUCAGCCCACCUGUGUUGUUAAACAGAAUCAGUUGAAGCGUUUCUUUAUCCUACAGGUGUGGCAAUAAUCACUUUGGGGUGUGGCUGGUGAAAUACAACCAGAAAAAUGCGUAUUGAUUCAUUAUUUAAUUCAUGAUUUAUCAUAAACAUCAAAUAUAUUUUUAAUGGAUCAGGUUGAUUUAGUGCUUUUUUUUUUUUUAAUAAACGUAAUUCCAAUUCAAAAGCCAUUUCUAAUUUUUAGGAGUGUCUCCGAUAGUUUUGAAUUUCUUCAAAUAGCAUCAUUGUUGGACUUUAAUUUUCUCUUCAGACAGCAGAGGGCAGCAUUGCUCUUUAUUCCAGGGAAAAAGUUUUGUUUUUUUUCCUCCCCCUGAUCUGCAUUUCCUGCUUGCUUUCACCCCUUUUACUCGAAUUACAUUAACAGCUGAGAUCAACUUUAAAAACGUUACCCUCCUUAUCUUAAUUUGAAGCACUUAAGAUUUGUAUGAGUCCUGUCCUGCUUUUCUUCUGGCUGCUGGAGAAGUUUAAAAAAAAAAAAAAAAGAAGAAAGUCUUGGUGAGAUUUAACUUUGACACAUCUGCGAGCUCGCUCUCCUAAAACUCCCUUUUGGCAAAACUCAGACUUGUGAAUAGUUUGUGUGUUUGUUUUGCUGUGAAGGGCCGAUUUGUAUACAUACGGAUAUAUCAAUAUACAUAUUUUUUAAAGCAUUUUUGUAUGUUUCAAAGCUGCUUUUUAAUGUGUGUGUGUGUGUGUAUAUCAUAAAAAGACCUUGGUGUCGUAUGUGUGUGCGUGCGCAUUACAUGCAUAGAGGCACAAUGUCGUAUAACAUCUUUGGUUUUUUUUGUUUAAUUUCCUUCUUCUCAUUGUCUUGUAACAUUAAUUCUAGUUUUCUACAUAUUUCGUUCUUUUUCUGUGCAAACAAACAAAAAAAACCCUGUUUAAAUGUGUCAAGAAACACAUUUUAAAAAUACUCGGGACAGAAAAAAAAUGAUGUAAGCAAGCAGCUUGUACUUAAGAAUGAAUCAACCUUUUAGCAGUAAGGAAGCUUCUCUGGUGCCUUACAAAUAAAAGAUGUGAUUAAGAGUG